Molecule: messenger RNA, 2155 nt
Organism: Copidosoma floridanum
Lineage: Eukaryota; Metazoa; Arthropoda; Insecta; Hymenoptera; Encyrtidae
Product: hydroxysteroid dehydrogenase-like protein 1
Molecular function (GO): oxidoreductase activity
Source: RefSeq, a predicted model, not a curated record
CGGUAGAAAUAAUUUAACUGUAAGGUGGUUUUGCAACAAUGUGUAUGAAGUUACGAGAAAAAUGGUGGAACGGAUACACUGAAAAAUCAAAGACAAUGGAACCAGAUCCCCGAGCCCCCGAACGAGGACACGCAUCAACACACGCGCAUACGGAGGUUCUCUGGCGGAGAAAGUCACACUCGGGCUAAAGUUCGGUACGGACGCGAGCCAGCGGUAAGUAAGUACACAAGCGGAUUCAGUCGUGCGCCGAGCGUUCGGCGUUGGCGUUCAUCGUUUGAUAUCAAAAAAAGUACCCCACCGUGAAUACAAUAUCGGUACGCGCGUGCGGUGUGUUUUUUUGUCACUGGGAGUUUUGGCCCACAGCAAAGUCAGCGACGAACCGAUUCCAGUGCUCUGUGAUUGUACGUGAUUGCUAGGGGGGAAAAAAACGCUAUAGAAUAAAAUCACAUCGUUAUCAUCAUCUUCGGGUACAAGAGCUCUUUGCCGCUUCGGACUAUAUGUGCAUGCUCUCGCGUCAUUUUUCCUUUCACCGGUGUACUCGCGCAUAUACAUGUACACAGGGUCAAUGAAACGUGCCGGACUUGUUUAAUUAAUUAAUGGAGCAAUUGAUACACACAAUUUUUUUGUAUACUGCUUACGAUCGAGUUCAUUAAUUUCGAGGUGAAAGAGUAAAUAAAAAAAAAUAAUAAUAAUUAUGUCGCUCGAAAUCGUGUUGUGGGCUCUGGUGAUUCUGGUCAUUUUGUGGGCACUACUGGAUCCGGUGUAUCGAGUUGCCAAUGCCGCGUGGGAAGUGCUGCUGCCGAUUCUCAACUCGGCACCCGUGGACCUUAAGAGUCGGUUCGGCGAGUGGGCUGUGGUAACAGGAUCCACUGAUGGAAUUGGAAAAGCAUAUGCCAAAGAGUUGGCAGCAAGAGGCGUAAAUUUGAUUCUCAUCAGCCGGACUCUGGAGAAGUUGGAAAAAACGAAAAAUGAAAUAGUAGAAUUGUAUCCAAAAAUUGAAGUAAAAAUUGUGGCUGCGGAUUUUAGCAAGGGAAGAGAAAUUUUUGAUGAAAUUCGAACUGAAUUGGAAAACUGCUCUAUUGGUAUACUAGUGAACAACGUGGGAAAGCAGUACGAGUACCCAAUGUACUUGGGCGAGGUACCGGAGGCCGAGCUCUGGGACAUAAUAAACGUGAACGUCGGCGCGACGACCCUCAUGACGCGUCUUGUGAUCGACGGGAUGAAGCAGCGCGGCCGCGGCGCCGUCGUCAACAUAUCCUCGGGAUCGGAGCUCCAGCCCCUCCCGCUGAUGACGGUCUACGCGGCAACGAAGGUUUACGUGCGCAGCUUCUCCGAGGCCUUGAGAGCCGAGUACGCCAAGUUCGGCCUGACCAUACAACACCUCGCGCCCCUCUUUGUCAACACGAAAAUGAACGCCUUCAGCCAAAGGUUGCAGGUAUCGAGUUUGUUCGUACCUGACGCCACGAAGUACGCAAAGAACGCGAUAGCUACUCUGGGCAAGGUGAACUCCAGUGCCGGAUACUGGGCCCACGGGGUGCAGACCCUUUUUACCCUGAUCGCCCCGGUCUGGGUGAGGAUGAAAAUCGGUCAGCUCAUGAAUCAGGUGUUUCGCGACGAUUACUUCAAACACAAGAAAACGUGAAAUGUACCCGCAACACCUAUAUUGUCCGAAUUUCUACGCGUAACUGUUGUUCGUUGAGUGAAUUACAUUUUGUACUUGAUUUCCGAAUUUUUCAAACUAAGCACGCGCUCGAUGGAACGUUUGUCAUCGAUUAUUUGAGAAAAAUCUAUUUUGUAAGUGCACUUGCUCUGGGAGGGAAGGAGAGUAAGAAAAUGUCGCAAAGUGCAUCUCGUGUAUUUUCAUCCAAAUAGGAUAUACAGGCCAAAAGGGAACAGUCAUAUACAACAUGUGCGAGAGUUUUUUUACAAUAUGUAAAUUAGUUUUAUCCAUUCUCUUGCGCAAGGUGGUCAAAAUCAGGUGGUGAAUUAAUAUUACAUAAGUACAUUCUAUAUGAGACUCUUUGAUGUAUAUUUUAUAAAAUGUUGAUACGGUGAGAUUUUUUUUAAAUUUUUUUCGUACAGAUAAUAUUAACCAAGCCUCUACGUGUAUGGUAAUGAAAGUAAAAAAAUAAAAAAAAUAAAAUAAUAAUGAUAA